CCCGGUCCUUGCUCAGCGCUCUACACCGCCCUGCCCACCCGCCACACCCUCUUUUAGUCCAGCUGGCCCCGCCCACUUCCCCCCCCCCCGACAAACGCCCCGCCCCCUCGGGCGGUCCUCGCUCCUUCGCCGGGGGGCCUCGCCUCUGCCUCCGCUUCGCCUCCCGGUCCCGGCGUCGCUGUGCGGGCUGCGAAGCUCCCGGGACCCAGAAGCACUCGGGCGCCGGCAGAGCGGCGGGGCUGUGUAGCUGCGCCAUGGCCGCGUCGGCGUGGUGCUGCCUGCGCUGCUGCAGGGACGGCGGGACUGGCCACAUUCCUCUCAAAGAGAUGCCGGCCGUACAGUUGGACACACAGCACAUGGGAACAGAUGUUGUCAUCGUGAAAAAUGGAAGAAGAAUCUGUGGCACCGGAGGUUGUUUAGCCAGCGCACCCUUACAUCAGAACAAAAGCUACUUUGAGUUCAAAAUCCAGUCUACCGGAAUCUGGGGUAUAGGUGUUGCAACUCAGAAAGUUAACUUGAACCAGAUUCCUCUUGGCCGUGACAUGCAUAGCCUGGUGAUGAGAAAUGACGGAGCCCUGUACCACAACAACGAAGAGAAAAACAGGCUGCCAGCAAACAGUCUUCCUCAGGAGGGAGAUGUAGUGGGUAUAACAUAUGACCAUGUAGAACUAAAUGUGUAUCUGAAUGGGAAAAACAUGCAUUGUCCAGCAUCAGGUAUCCGAGGGACAGUGUACCCAGUUGUAUAUGUUGAUGACAGUGCAAUUCUGGAUUGCCAGUUCAGUGAAUUUUAUCAUACUCCUCCACCUGGUUUUGAAAAAAUACUAUUUGAGCAACAGAUCUUCUGAAUGAGUUUGUUUUCAAAACUUAGACUUCUGCACCAUCACACAAGCGCUUACCACUUAAUAAAGCUCCUCUUGAUCUAGAGACAAAAACACAUGCUGAACAGUGAGCUUCUUCUUGUUGUCUAAGAAACCCAUGUAUUCAUUAUACCAUGCCGAGGUUUGAUUUAAAAGAUCUAGGCAACUUAUUUAAUCUUAUUUAAACAAAUAAACCAUGGGUUUGAUUAUCAGUAUUACGUGGUAACAUGUAUAUAAAUAUUUAAAGGGAAUUUUUUUCUUAUAUAAAGUAUUUGUUUGACAGUGAUGCGUAAUUGAGUGAUAUUUUUUUGUCAUCCUGAACUUGAGUCACCAUAGUCUGUAAUCCAAUAAUUUUCUGUCUCCUUGUCGUUUUUGAUAAAAUGAAAUGGCAGAAAUGUACAUGCCUGGCAGCUUAGUUCUGCUGAUAUACUCCUCUUUCCAUGGACUACUUUUCUUAAAACUGAAACCGCUUCUUUUGCUGUGUUGUAUCCCUGCUUUCUGUUUCCUUUUUGAAAGAUGAGAAAGUUAUCAGACCAUCUUGUUGAAGACCAUCAAGAUGAUCGAGUGGUCACUGUGCAUAAUACACUGGCCGACAUCUGUAGGAGUUAUGAUGCUUUAAAUAUACAUAAGCCAAGUGUGAAGGCACACACCUUUGUUCCCAGCAUUGGGAGACAAAGUCAUGUCGAUCUCUGUGAGUCUGAGGCUAGCUUAGUCUAUAUAGUGAGUAUUAUAAAAGUGCCAGGACAACCAGGGCUCUGUAGGGAGAACCUGUCAAAAAAAAAUCUUAACUGUUUGCUAUAAGGAAUAAUAAAAAUGUAUCCAGUAUUGUAUUUAGAACAUUCUUCCUGUUUUGUUAAUUAUAUGGUAAUAGUUACAGAAAUUUUGAGACAAGUGACUCCUGAUGGUCCUGAGCCUUUGAUCUUCUUAAGUCACUGUGUAUUAGUUAACAACCUGACUAAGUUAAUCAUGUCUUCAGACAGUACAUUCUUUUUCUCAAAUAAGCAUAGUCAGGAAUCAUCACAACAAGUUGUAUGGCGUGUGGGGCAAGGAAAACAUGGGCACUAGGAUUCACAGUUGCCCAGUGUCCUUCUGUCUUCUGCUGAGUUUGUCAGAGUUAACCUUACACCAAGGGUAAUCGUUCUGACAUGCUGAGAGCCUGUGACUAGUUGAUGGUGUGUGUGAAAUGCUUUCAUUAUCAGCACUUAAUAAAGCCACAUUAGUUGUGAA
Molecule: messenger RNA, 2084 nt
Organism: Arvicanthis niloticus (Nile rat)
Lineage: Eukaryota; Metazoa; Chordata; Mammalia; Rodentia; Muridae
Gene: Spryd7
Product: SPRY domain containing 7
Molecular function (GO): protein binding
Source: RefSeq, a predicted model, not a curated record